AUGUGCAGUCGAUCGUGUAAUAAGUCUUCAAUGCCCAAACGUCGAUUAGGUAAAAAUGGUCCAAAAAUAUCAGCAAUCAGUUAUGGAGCAAUGGGUUUGUCACUUGGAUAUGGACCUACUAGACCUGAUGAAGAACGAUUCAAAGUCUUUGAUCGUGCCAUUGAACUUGGUAGUACCUAUUUCGAUACUGCCGAUAUGUAUGGAGAUAGUGAAGAUUUAUUAGGAAAGUAUUUCCAAAAAUAUCCGCAUCAACGUCAAAAAAUAUUUCUUGCAACAAAAUUUGCUGUUGUAAUAAGCCCUGGUUUUAAAUCAACGUCAAUUCGUGGUGAUCCACAAUAUGUUCGUGAAGCAUGUGAAAAAAGUUUACAACGCCUUGGCGUUGAUUCAAUUGAUCUCUAUUAUGUUCAUCGUAUUGACAAAAAGGUGCCAAUUGAAGAAACCAUGAAUGCACUAAAAGAACUUGUUAAAGCUGGAAAAAUCAAAUACAUUGGUUUAUCGGAAUGUUCAAGUAAUACAUUACGACGAGCAUACGCUGUUCAUCCAAUUGCUUGUGUACAAGUUGAAUAUUCACCAUUCAGUUUAGACAUCGAAAGCGAAGCAAUUGGUCUUUUGAAAACAUGUCGAGAACUCGGUGUAGCAAUUGUUUGCUAUUCACCAUUAGGCCGUGGAUUAUUAACUGGUCAAAUCAAAAAUCCUGAUGACUUUAGUGCCAACGAUUUUCGAAGAAUACUUCCACGUUUUUCCAAAGAAAACUUUCCAAAGAAUCUUCAAUUAGUUGAUCGAUUGACGACAAUUGCAUACAAAAAAGGUUGCACUUCAAGUCAAUUAGUAUUAGCAUGGAUUCUUGCUCAAGGUGAUGAUUUCAUUGUUAUACCAGGUACGAGUAAAAUAAAAAAUCUCGAAGAAAACAUUCAGGCUGCUCAAAUUAAACUAUCGAAAGAAGAAAUCAAAGAAAUUCGAGAUGCUUGUGAAAAAGCCGAUGUGGCUGGUGAUCGUUAUCCUGAACUUAUGCAUGCCGAUCUCUAUGCUGAUUCAGCCCCAAAGAAAAAUUAA
This is a messenger RNA of Adineta ricciae, 1053 nucleotides long. The record is from the annotation of a GenBank genome assembly. Lineage: Eukaryota; Metazoa; Rotifera; Eurotatoria; Adinetida; Adinetidae.